Molecule: messenger RNA, 264 nt
Organism: Lottia gigantea (owl limpet)
Lineage: Eukaryota; Metazoa; Mollusca; Gastropoda; Lottiidae
Exons: 2
Biological process (GO): anatomical structure morphogenesis; regulation of DNA-templated transcription; cell differentiation
Molecular function (GO): RNA polymerase II cis-regulatory region sequence-specific DNA binding; DNA-binding transcription factor activity, RNA polymerase II-specific
Source: RefSeq, a predicted model, not a curated record
AUGGAACAAGAGACAUUUAUCAGUCCUGUAGACACCAUUAGUCAGAAAUAUGAGAGACGAAUUCGACGGCCUAUGAAUGCUUUUAUGGUGUGGGCUAGAAGUGAAAGGAAGAAAUUGGCAGGAGAAAAUCCGGACAUACAUAAUGCUGAUUUAAGUAAAAUAUUAGGCAAGAAAUGGAAAGUUAUGACUAAAGAGGAAAAACGACCAUUCAUCGAUGAAGCUGAAUGGUUACGUUUACAACACAUGCAAAAAUAUCCAAAUUAU